Linum tenue is the source of this 2128-nucleotide messenger RNA. The record is from the annotation of a GenBank genome assembly. NCBI's taxonomy places the organism in Eukaryota, Viridiplantae, Streptophyta, Magnoliopsida, Malpighiales, Linaceae.
CUUUCUGAGACUGCACCCCCGAAAAUAAUAUUCCCCUUUUCACUCUCUUUCACUUUUUUUUCUUUUCUUUUUUGUGUGUUUUGAACACUGAUUAAUCGCUCCGCCGAUGAACGAAGCUUCUGCCGCUCUUGAAUCCUCCCAAAUCCUUCAGGUCGCACGGAGCAGCAACAAGGUUUCCGACUCGUUCGAAGAGGGAGGAGGAUUGGCCGUAGCAGGUAAUUUUGAUAUGCAAGAUUCACGGAAGGUGACAAUGGAGAUGGAGAUUUCCUUGGUCCAUGAAGAAAUUGGUGGGAACUCCUCUUCAUUCCCUUCUUCGAAUUCUUCUAACAAAAUCGAGCGUCAAAACUUCUUCCGAGCCGGUUUUGUUGGGAAACCUCCGGGGGGCAAGCACCGGAAGCAAUAUCUUCCUUGUCCAGUUGAAUUUGCAGAGGCGGUGGAUUAUUUCAUGGAACCAGAUUUAGUGAGGAAUUUUACGCAAUUUUCAUUAGGGUACGUGAAUAGUGAGGAGAGACCUCCAAAAAUGAAUUCCAGUAGGUCGGGAUUUGGAGGACAUCAGACCAUGGAGCAAAGAGAGAAUUCCUUCUAUGCUAGCAAUCAAACCCUUCAUUGUGGAUUUGUCAAAGGACCGCCUGGAUCUCCGAGCACCGGGUUUGAUUUGGAUGACAAUGACAAAGCGUACAUGAGCAAAUGUAUAGUUGUUGUAUCCUCCUGCAUUUUUGGCAGCUCUGAUUUCCUAAGAAGGCCUGCUAGCAAAAAUAUGAGUGAGUUUGCAAAGGAAAACGUUUGUUUUGUCAUGUUUGUGGAUGACCAAACACUUGAGAAAAUAUCUUCCGAGGGAAAUAAACCUGACGGUCGAGGAUAUGUUGGUCUAUGGAAAGUAGUAGUUGUGAAAAACUUGCCAUACUCAGACAUGAGAAGAACCGGGAAGGUGCCAAAAUUCUUGUCGCAUCGCCUCUUCCCUUCUUCUCGCUACUCAAUUUGGGUAGAUAGCAAGUUGCGACUUGUUGUGGAUCCGAUGCAUAUCAUUGAACACUUCUUGUGGAGAAAUAAAUCAGAGUUUGCUAUUUCAAAACAUUAUGAUCGUCAGUGUGUAUGGGAAGAGGUACUCCAGAACAAGCGCCUAAACAAAUAUAGCCAUCGGGAAAUAGAUAGACAGUUCUACUUUUACCGGUCUGAUGGUCUCACCAAGUUUGACACUUUAGGCCCAAAUACUCCUCUCCCGAGUUAUGUGCCUGAAGGUUCAUUUAUUAUCAGGGCUCACACGCCAAUGUCAAAUUUGUUUUCGUGUCUAUGGUUCAAUGAGGUUGAACGAUUCACUUCUCGUGAUCAACUCAGCUUUGCAUACACUUACUUGAAACUUAGGAGAUCCAAUCCGGAUAAGCCAUUUUAUCUCAACAUGUUUGAGGAUUGUGAACGGCGAACCCUAGCAAAGUUGUUCCGGCACAGGGUGCUGCAACCGCCACCUACAACUGGCCCUUGAUGCACAGGUAGCAGCAAUAUUAUCAAAUUCAAGCGCUUACCGGUCGGUCACCUUAUACAAGCCUUGGAAAUGGAAUUAAGAAGCUAGGGCCAGAUCAUUUUUCAAUCAGGGUGAGUUCCCAGAGAGUAUAUAGAGAGAGCAAUAAUGCUUAGUUAUAUACCCUUCAAUAUCUGGUGUCCCGGAGCACUUUGCCUACUCUUCCUUUGCGUUUGGACAAAUCAGAUGGAAGUGAUGGUCUUUGCAAGCUGGAGAUUGCCAACUUGCCAUGAGAUUAUCCUUUGAAGCACUCCAUUUCUAGAGUGGAUGAAUACUAACAAAAAUAUAUGGAGGAGAGCUUCUAGGACGGCUCCAGGGACAUGCAAGUAUACAUCACCUUCCUGACCUCCAUAUGUGGUGAUCUCCAUUAUACCAAGUAAAUUCUGGCUAAAUUAUCCUCAAAAGAGGAGAGGACGAGAGACAGAUGGAACUGUAAUUGAAAUAAGGUAAGGGAUUGCAUUAUUCCAUCAAUCCGAGAGAAUAGUGUAGGAUUGGAAAUAUUGGUUAUAUUGGAUUGUUGCAAGUUGUAAGAUAUGUUGUGAAUAAUGAUGAAUUGCAGUUUUGCUCCUGUACAAAUACAAUCCAAUCCAUAUGGGAAAUAAUAUAAGAAAG